Molecule: messenger RNA, 278 nt
Organism: Linum tenue
Lineage: Eukaryota; Viridiplantae; Streptophyta; Magnoliopsida; Malpighiales; Linaceae
Source: the annotation of a GenBank genome assembly
GGUUGGACUCCUCCAUUGCGGACAUUAGUCUGGGGAGUAAAGCAUACGAGUCAUCCCAAUCACCGUAGACAUCAGCCAUGGCCUUCUGCUUCCCAUGCCACGCCUUCUUAUACCUUAUGGUUUGCCGGUGAUCCUGUGAAAGUAUGGUUGAGGAGCAACUGUGGUUGUUCUCUGCUGUCCGCAUGACCCAGACCCCCUUUCUCUUCAUAUAUGCAGCACGAAGUUGCCACAUACAACCCUCUCCAGCAUUCUUACAAAUGACAUGCAGUUGUCCCUUG